AUGUUUAACAACAAUACCUCAUCAUCAAUAUCUCAAAACAACAACAGUGAUGAACCAAGUGAAAAUAACAUGCAAAUCUUGCUUCAAUUAUAUGCUUUACAGCAACAACAGGAACAAAUGUUGGCUCAUCGACAAUAUCAACAAGAACAGCAGGAACAACAAUGGAUGCUGAGGCAGAAUAGCACAAACGAACAUGUAGAAGGCCUUAUUUGUGUUGAAAAUACCAAAGCGUCAGUUCAGCAACAACAUGCUGUUGAUGAAUCUUCUACAUCCAAGACAAAACCCAUGAUGAGAAUAGUUCUUUCAGAAAAGAAUGGAAUUUCGAAAUGUGAAAUUAUUGAAACAUCCCAAGAAAUCAUGCAUGAUGUACAUAAACAUCAUGUUUCGCAACAUGCAUCAACAUCUACCAAUUUUUCACAUGAACAAAAAAUUAUUAAGCCUGCCAAAAUCAAAUCGAGAAAUAAUCAAAACAUCAUGUCCAGAGUUCGAUCAGUAUCAUCUACAUCAUCUUCAUCAAGUUCUAGUACAUCAAGUUCAAAAAUCAUAGUAGAUCAGACCCAAAAGUUAAAUGAAAACGAAAAUGGAAUUAAACUCUCUGUUGUAACAAUGGAUUCUUACAGGGAGGAAAUGAAAAAGAACUUGAAUAGACCUAAACGUGGAAGAGGAAGACCCAGGAAGAAUUAA
This is a messenger RNA of Naegleria gruberi, 684 nucleotides long. RefSeq lists its product as uncharacterized. NCBI's taxonomy places the organism in Eukaryota, Heterolobosea, Eutetramitea, Acrasida, Naegleriidae. The transcript has 2 exons. Bases 1 to 684 code for a protein of 227 amino acids. The record is from RefSeq and is a predicted model, not a curated record.